Messenger RNA from Homalodisca vitripennis (glassy-winged sharpshooter), 1395 nucleotides. Its product is annotated as 26S proteasome non-ATPase regulatory subunit 4-like. Gene Ontology annotation, biological process: proteasome-mediated ubiquitin-dependent protein catabolic process. Lineage: Eukaryota; Metazoa; Arthropoda; Insecta; Hemiptera; Cicadellidae. Gene Ontology annotation, cellular component: nucleus; cytosol; proteasome regulatory particle, base subcomplex. Bases 133 to 1290 code for a protein of 385 amino acids. The record is from RefSeq and is a predicted model, not a curated record. Gene Ontology annotation, molecular function: polyubiquitin modification-dependent protein binding. The transcript is spliced from 9 exons.
AAAGUCUAGAGAAAGAGAACAGAGAAGAAUCUAGAGAGUUGAGCAGAAAUUCUGAAUAGAGGAUAAGAGAGAAUAGAAGUGGAGUAACUAACUAGUGUAUUGUGUAGUUUUCAAGAGAGAUAACCAGUAGAAAUGGUUCUUGAAAGUACUAUGAUAUGUGUGGAUAACAGUGACUACAUGCGGAAUGGGGACUUUCUACCCACAAGAUUGCAAGCUCAGCUGGACGCCGUUAAUAUUGUGUGUCACUCAAAAACCAGAUCUAAUCCGGAGAACAAUGUGGGGUUACUUACCCUAGCAAAUGUUGAGGUAUUGGCUACGCUGACCUCUGAUACCGGAAGAGUAAUAUCAAAGUUACAUCAAGUCCAACCUGAAGGGAAUAUCAAUCUUCUCACUGGAAUUAGAAUUGCUCACCUUGCAUUGAAGCACAGACAGGGCAAGAACCACAAGAUGCGUAUCGUGGCCUUUGUUGGCAGUCCAGUUGAAACUGAGGAGAAAGAACUAGUAAAACUGGCCAAACGACUGAAGAAAGAAAAAGUGAACGUGGAUGUUGUCAGCUUUGGAGAGGAGAUUGUGAACACUGAGUUGCUCACUUCGUUUGUGAACGCAUUGAACGGCAAGGAUGGUGGAGGAAGUCACCUGGUCACUGUCCCACCCGGCCCCCACCUCUCCGAGGCCCUCAUCUCUUCUCCUGUCAUCCAGGGUGAAGACGGCAUGGGUGGAGCUGGUCUGGGAGGUGCUGGUUUUGAGUUUGGAGUUGAUCCCAAUGAAGAUCCUGAGCUUGCUUUGGCUCUAAGAGUCUCUAUGGAGGAGCAGAGGCAGCGACAGGAGCAGGAAGCAAGGAAAGCGACCACUGAGAGCAAAGAGACUGCUCGCCCAGACACUAUUAAAGAAGAUGUGACAGGUGACAGUGAGGAAGCAUCCCUGGAGCGUGCCCUGGCAAUGUCUGUGGAACAGGAGGAGGCACAGACCCUCUCCCCCCACCACACUCCUGACUUCAGCCACAUGACCGAGGAGGAGCAGAUCGCCUUUGCCAUGCAGAUGUCAUUGCAAGAUUCUCAGGAACCUACCACCACCAAGGACUCUGCGGAGAAGAAGAAAGAUGAACCUACAGAAACGCCAAUGGAAGUGGAGGACUACGCAGAAGUGAUAAACGACCCUGAAUUCCUGCAGAGUGUGCUGGAGAACCUGCCCGGAGUGGAUCCUCAGAGUGAGGCGGUGCGGCAGGCUGUAGGGUCCCUACACAAGGGCAAAGAGGCGAAAGACAAGAAGUCUAAAGAUGGCAGCAAAUAAACAUUAUAUUAACUAGUUUGCUUAAUUUUGUGAAAGUUCUAUUAUAAUAUCUUUUUUCAAAUAAUUGUGCAUUUUAUGUUGCAAAGUAAAUAUUCUGGCUGAAUA